Messenger RNA from Punica granatum (pomegranate), 1127 nucleotides. Lineage: Eukaryota; Viridiplantae; Streptophyta; Magnoliopsida; Myrtales; Lythraceae. The record is from RefSeq and is a predicted model, not a curated record.
UCAAAACACCAAACCACAACUUUACAUCUCUUUGGUGUUCCAAGCUAAGACAGAUGGCUACUUCUAAGCUUUUCUCAUGUUUGCUCGUCCAAUCAAUGCUCUUGCUUCUCGUACUCGAUGCUGCUAAUGCGGAGCUGAAAGUUGGGUUUUACUCAAAGGCUUGCCCCAAUGCAGAAAAGAUCGUUAAAGAAGUCAUGGACCAAGUCAUGUCGGUCGCUCCUUCCCUUUCGGGUCCUUUGCUCAGAAUGCAUUUCCAUGACUGCUUUGUUAGGGGCUGUGAUGGUUCAGUUCUUUUGAAUGAUACCGUGAACCUUCCCGAGAAGAUCGCAACACCAAACCUAAGUCUUCGAGGGUUUACUACCAUCGAUAGGGUGAAAGCUGCAUUGGAGAAGGCAUGCCCGGGCAUAGUUUCAUGCUCAGACACUUUGGCUUUGGUGGCUAGGGAUGUGGUCGUGGCGAUGGGCGGACCGGGGUAUGAUGUUGAAACUGGAAGAAGGGAUGGAAAUGUUUCCAAUGCUUUUGAGACGAGAGGCAAUCUGCUGCCAGGUACUGCAAACUUUACGGAGCUGAAAUCGCUUUGGCAGGCAAAGGGUCUGGAUGUUAAAGAUCUAGUAGCACUCUCUGGUGGACACACGCUCGGGACAUCUCACUGCAGUUCCUUCAGCGACCGUCUCUACAACUUUAGCGGAACUGGUCGCGCUGACCCAUCGAUGGACCCGAACUACGUGGCGAGGCUGAAGCUGAAGUGCAAGCCCAAUGACAACACAACUCUUGCCGAGUUGGAUCCAGGCAGUGUUAGGACCUUCGAUGGGCAGUACUUCACGCUGGUGGCCAAAAGAAGAGGUCUCUUAACAUCAGAUGCGGCCCUUCUUGUUGAUAGCGAGAGCAAAGCCUACGUCCUGCAGUUCACCACUAAGGGGUCCACCUUCUUUAAAGAUUUCGGCGACUCGAUGGUGAAAAUGGGCCGGAUCGGCGUGCUCACGGGUAACUCUGGUUCAAUCAGAAAGGUCUGCUACAAGAAUAACUAAAGGGUUACAAAGAUCGUGAACAUGAAAUGAGAAUGAUUGUUUGAGCAGUUUAUAUGUUUUGUUGGGUUGGUUUGUCGGUGAAUCGUACUGUUUUUAAUA